Lolium rigidum is the source of this 624-nucleotide messenger RNA. Its product is annotated as trihelix transcription factor GT-3b-like. Bases 60 to 527 code for a protein of 155 amino acids. Lineage: Eukaryota; Viridiplantae; Streptophyta; Magnoliopsida; Poales; Poaceae. The record is from RefSeq and is a predicted model, not a curated record. The transcript has a single exon.
CGGCGAGCGAGCGAGCGAACGAUACGAACGAGGGACGACCACGCCGUCUUGGCAGGAGCAUGCAACGGCAGCACUUCGUGCCCGGAGGAGAAGAGCCAGGAGGAGGACCGCCCGCCGACGAGAAGAAGCUCAAGAGACCCGCGACCGAGCCCUCCGCCGGCGACGAGGACGACCUGCCCCCACGAACGAAGCGGAGGAUGAAGGACACGCAGCAGAAGCCGAGCGCCGCCGGCGCGUCCCCGGCGGCGGCCUCCUCCGUCCGCGCCGUGCUGCAGGAGUUCCUGGAGCAGCAGCAGCGCCUGGACGCGCAGCGGCAGGAGGCGGCGGCGCGGCACGCGCAGGAGCGGCUGGCCUUGGAGCGGCAGUGGCGGCAGGAGAUGCAGCGGCUGGAGCGGGAGCGGAUGAUGCUGGAGCAGGCGUGGCGGGAGCGCGAGGAGCAGAGGAGGGCCAGGGAGGAGGCCAGGGCAGACAGGAGGGACGCGCUGCUGAACAACCUGCUCAACAGGCUCCUGCACGAAAACCUCUAGGGCGAGAUGAUCAGCACAAAAUUGUUACUGUGGUAGCGUAGUUCAUGGCAGUGUUAGGUGAUCAGUAGAAAUUCUUUGUUUACUUAAUUACUUGUCU